This is a messenger RNA of Vigna umbellata (rice bean), 865 nucleotides long. It is a transcript of the gene PNSL1, whose product is annotated as PsbP-like protein 2. Gene Ontology annotation, biological process: photosynthesis. The record is from RefSeq and is a predicted model, not a curated record. Lineage: Eukaryota; Viridiplantae; Streptophyta; Magnoliopsida; Fabales; Fabaceae. Gene Ontology annotation, cellular component: photosystem II oxygen evolving complex; photosystem II; extrinsic component of membrane. Gene Ontology annotation, molecular function: calcium ion binding.
GCUUGGUUGUGAUAUAAGGUCAGAAGCAUAAAUUCUAUCAUACUGCAUACACUAUCUCAGAAGUGAAGCUCUAAACCACUGUGAAGUAUGGUACUUUCUUCAUGCUCUUUGACUUGGAUAUCACCCUCAUUCUCCCCAAAGCUAAACUUGCCACAUUCCAACUAUUUGCCUCGCAAUACUGCAAUUUCGUCUUCCAACAACACUGCCUUUUGUGCAUUGGAGACAAUAUCCAGUGGAGAAAGCCACUGCCAGAGAAGACCGCUAUUGCUGGGAGUUGGAGCUUUAACUGCAAAUUUACAACUGACAAAUUUGGUAUUUGCUCAAGAAAAACCAGACAGAUACCAAGCUUUUGUGGACUAUGAAGAUGGGUAUUCUUACGUAUAUCCCAGAGAGUGGAAGGAAUUUGACUUUUUGGCUCAUGAUUCUGCCUUCAAAGACAAAGUCCUACAGUUGCAGAAUGUAAGGGUGAGAUUUAUACCAACAGAGAAGAAAGACAUCCGAGAUUUGGGUCCUAUGGAAGAGGUAGUAUACUAUUUGGUGAAGCAUAGAUAUGCUGCACCAAACCAAAGACCAACAAUAAAUGGCAUGGAGGAGCGAACCAUAGAUGGAAAACAUUACUAUACCUUUGAAUACAUACUUACAUCACCAAACUAUGCUAGUGGCUCCUUUGCAACAAUUGCCAUAGGAAAUGGAAGGUACUACACGUUAAUUGUGGGAGCCAACGAAAGGCGAUGGAAAAGAGUACGAGAUGAGCUUAAAGUGGUAGCAGAGUCUUUUAGGCUUCUUGACAUAUAAAGUGUCACGGGACAAUUCAACCAAGACUUGUUUAAAUAUGCCUACAGUUUUCAAAUAUUUGUAUAUCAGU